AUGUCUGCAAACCAAAACAAGAAGGAGGAUUGGAUUAAGCAUGAUGAAUCUUCCAUGAGUAAGUUCUUUCGAGCUCGAUUUCUCAAAGCUGAUGGAUCUUUGAAGUCUGGUCGUAUCUCUUCUUCAAUUUGGCCAGGGAUCAAGAAAGUCUGGAACUUUGUGGCUUCAAACAAGCAAUGGACAGUCUUAGAUUUCAUUCAAAAUGCAAGGUGGAAUUUUCCUCAGGUGGUGUCUGGCUUCAGGACUGAAAUUCUUGAGCAAGUGAGGUCUAUCCAUAUUUCUGGUAUGGAGGAUGUGUGUCUUUGGUGUCCAUCAUCGGUGGGUGUGUUCACAAUAAAGUCUGCUUGGGAGGUCAGUAGAAGGAGGUCGGCUAUGUUGGGUUGGUCAUUUUUGGUGUGUCAGUCUGCUAUUCAACCUCGUCAAGCUGUUUUCGGAUGGAGAUGGAUCAGAAAUAAGUUGGCUGUAGACGAAAACUUGAAAAGGAGGGGGAUCCCAUUGCUUUCUAGAUGUGAUCUAUGUGGCAAGGCGAAGGAAUCUAAAACCCAUUUAUUUUAUGAGUGUAGAUUUGCAGUAUCGCUUUGGAACUUGUUUUGUCAAUGCUUUGGUGUGCUGUGGCCAAACUUUGUAGGAGAUGUUCAGUUGAUCUCGUGGUGGAAGCUUCAAGCAAAAUCAGUGUCGUUUAAAGUAGUGUGGAAUAAGGGUUUUGUGCUGAUUCCUGUUUUUAUUUGGAUGGAGAGGAACUCUAGGCGCUAUGAAGUUGUGUACGUUUCUGAACACUUUUGCUUUGCAAGGAUAAAAAAUGAGAUCCAUUCUCAGACCCAGGCCCAUUCAGGAGUGGCAGUUUCAACGGAAGAUUUGGUGUGUGCAAGAAGGUUUGGUUUCCGGCUCCUUACAACUGAAAUAGGUCGUGCAUAG
Messenger RNA from Macadamia integrifolia, 915 nucleotides. RefSeq lists its product as uncharacterized. The coding region runs from base 1 to 915 and encodes 304 amino acids. The record is from RefSeq and is a predicted model, not a curated record. Lineage: Eukaryota; Viridiplantae; Streptophyta; Magnoliopsida; Proteales; Proteaceae. The transcript is spliced from 3 exons.